ACGAAGUUGGUCAGAACGUUAUCACUCCCUGCGCCGAGAAGGAACGUCUUUCACAGUUCUCUUACUACUGCGAUUCUCCAAAAGUUUUAAUACUUGAAAAGAAAGAGGACUUGAAGAAGAGAGAAGAGAAAGAGAGCAUAGAAGAACGCCAAGAAAGGAGAGAAAAUAGGAAUUGAAGAGUUUCAAAUUCCCAAAAAUAUGCGGGUUACCUUGGUACUCAGCUGGCUCCUUCUGGGAGCCUCAGCGUCCCUCGCAGCUCCCUCAGAGGACUCGGAAGCGCCCACGCCCGAGGUGCUGACUCCAGAGGCUCGCUCGGCCAUCCUCCUGCCGCCCAACUCCCUCACCAGAGAAGGGUUCCCGGGAUUCGCUCGCAACAACGAGAUCUGUGGCAUCCGCAGGAACUCGGUGCCCGACGUCAUCACCCGCAUCGUCGGCGGGUCGCCAGCUGAGACGCACGAGUUCCCUUGGCAAGUUUCGCUACAAUGGCGCUACAACUGGUACACGUAUCACAUCUGCGGCGCUUCUGUUAUCGAUCAGAAUUGGAUCAUCACUGCCGCCCAUUGCACACACCAAUUCACGCCCAAGGAACUGCUCGUGGUGGCUGGAGACCAUCUGCUGAAGGAAAAAGAAGGCAGCGAGCAGUCACGCUAUAUCGAGCGCAUCGUUGAGCACGAGUUCUACGACGCCAACACGCAGGAAAAUGACAUCGCGCUCAUCAAGCUGUCAUCGCCGCUCGAACUCGACGGCAUGACAGUCUCGCCCACGUGUCUGCCGCCUCCCAUGACGAACUUUACAGGAGACUGCGUGGUGACCGGCUGGGGCAAGCUGCGGGAGGGAGGCAAGUCCGCCGACCUCCUGCAGAAGGUGAUCGUGCCCAUCAUCAGCGACAAGGAGUGCGAGGACUCCUACAGGGUCAUCGGGUACACAGGCCCCGUUGUGGACUCCAUGAUGUGCGCGGGACAUGAGUUCGGAGGGAAAGAUGCCUGUCAGGGUGAUUCCGGCGGUCCCUUCGCCUGCCGUGGAGCUGACAACCGCUACUAUUUGGCCGGCAUUGUCUCCUGGGGCAUCGGCUGCGCUCGCCCCAAUGUGCCCGGGGUCUACACCGAGGUGAGCCGCUACAUCAACUGGAUCGACGACGUAGUGAACAGCCGCAUCGACAUCCCCAUCCGGCCAGCCAGCCUCAGAAGCUCGUCCAUAGAGGAAGAGGAAGUUUAAGCUCCCUUGGGUGAAAGGGGAUGGAGAGCUCUGGUGCAUUCGUGACAGAAGCGUAUAUAUUUUUUUCUCUUUUUUUUGGUAAAGAAAAUAUUUGAGGUUCCGUGAUAGGAUAUACAUAUUUGGAGGGUCUUCUGUCCGUGAUUUUUUUUUUUUUUUUUGUCAUAUGAUAAUUCGUGUAAAUGUUUUGAAUUUUGGGAGUUCGUUGUUUCAAGGACUUUCUGUUUGCAAGGUGUUCUUGAAAGUACCUUUUUAUCGUCUUUUUUCCAAGAGGAAGAAAUAGAAAAAAGUACAAUUUAUCUGAUCUAAAAACUAUUCGACUUUAAAUCUUAUAUAUUUAAAGAAAUAUUAGUUACCCACUUUAUGUGAUUGUUCCUGAUGUGUUAUAUCAUAAGGGUGUUUUGCUGCAGUUUCUUUCAACUUCCAAUUGAACUAUUUUAUGUUUUAGCUUUUAUAACUCUAUUCACAUUCCAUCACAGAAAUAGAUCAGCUUGGCACCCGAUCCGUCAUAUUUCUCUCUCGCUCUCAUAGUAUUUAAGAAGUAUAGAUCUUGCAAACAGAAGAUUCACUCCUCAUAUAGAGCUUCCAAUCUUCUCCAACACCAUUUUCGGCAUUCCAUUACAGUGUCAAAGCGAGUGAUAGUGAUAUAUAGGUUUAUACAUUCACCGUGUUGGUGUAUCAUUAAUGUCAGUUUGUUGAUCAUUAUUUAUUGAUGCUUUGUUAUGUUACCUGUUGUAUGUUUGUUGACUUUCUAAUUUAUUACAAAUAAAUAGUAAAUUUUA
Molecule: messenger RNA, 1994 nt
Organism: Penaeus vannamei (Pacific white shrimp)
Lineage: Eukaryota; Metazoa; Arthropoda; Malacostraca; Decapoda; Penaeidae
Source: RefSeq, a predicted model, not a curated record